AUGUGCGGCCGCAAAGUGGAGCAACCACGCUCCUCUGCUUCCAAUCCUUGUGGCAAAAAGACUCACCUCAGAAGAAGAGAUUUGAAAAUUGAUGAAAAAAAGCCUGAAACAAGGCCUCGCUCUCCAGUUCCUCUUACAAUGACAGUGAAAUCCAUUAAUAUCAAGAUUAGCAUUGCUAAACAGUGUGCAAUAUCAGAACCUCUACCGAGCAAAUCCAGAAUUUAUACAGAUAUUAAUGUACACAAGCCCCAAGAAUACUGGGACUAUGACUCAUAUAUUUUAGAAUGGGGAAAUCAAGACAAUUACCAACUCCUUCGAAAAUUAGGCCGGGGAAAAUAUGGUGAAGUGUUUGAAACUAUUGACAUGACUAAUAAUGAAAGAAGGGCUGCUAAAAUUCUCAAGCCCGUAAACAUUAAGGAAGUCAAGCGUGAAGUUAAGAUCUUGAAAAUUUUGCAAGGUGGUCCCAAUAUCAUCCGUUUGAUAGAUAUUGUACAAGAUCCCAUGUCUCUAACACCUGCCUUGAUUUUUCCAUAUGUGAAUAACACAGACUACAAGGAACUGUACGAAAUGUUAACAGAUUUUGAAAUUCGAUUUUACACCUAUGAGAUUUUGAAUGCCUUAAAUUACUGCCAUAGUAUGGGCAUCAUGCACAGAGAUGUGAAGCCACAGAAUGUCCUAAUUGAUCAUAAUGAGAGAAAGUUAAGGCUCAUAGAUUGGGGGUUAGCCGAAUUUUAUUAUCCAGGCCACAAAUACACUGUUCGAGUCGCUUCCCGAUACUACAAAGCUCCUGAGCUUAUUGUAGGUUAUGAGAUGUAUGAUUAUAGCCUAGACAUCUGGGGCGUAGGAUGUAUGUUAGCUAGUAUGAUAUUUCACAAAGAACCAUUUUUUCAAGGACUUGACAAUAAUGAUCAACUGGUGAGAAUGGCCAAAGUUCUUGGCACAUCAAGAUUAUUUGAUUACAUUGAUAAAUAUAACAUUGGAAUAGAUCCAUCUUUUAUGGCUAGGUUGGGCAAACACUCCCGUAAACAAUGGGAUCGCUAUGUGAACAGAGAAAACCGGGAUCUCGUGAGUCCAGAAGCAUUUGAUUUACUGAACAAGAUGCUGCAAUAUGACCAUCAGACAAGGAUCACCGCCAAAGAAGCCAUGGAUCAUCCCUAUUUCUGUACAAUUAUGAAGGAGGAGAAUAAGACAUGUUCAUCUAGAAAGCCGGAGGGCAAUUCGCCUCUCAACAAGAACUGUAUGAAGGCAUAA
This is a messenger RNA of Suncus etruscus (white-toothed pygmy shrew), 1251 nucleotides long. Its product is annotated as casein kinase II subunit alpha-like. The record is from RefSeq and is a predicted model, not a curated record. Gene Ontology annotation, biological process: protein phosphorylation. Gene Ontology annotation, cellular component: cytosol; nucleus; protein kinase CK2 complex. Lineage: Eukaryota; Metazoa; Chordata; Mammalia; Eulipotyphla; Soricidae. Gene Ontology annotation, molecular function: ATP binding; protein serine/threonine kinase activity. The transcript has 2 exons. Bases 1 to 1251 code for a protein of 416 amino acids.